UGAUAACCGAUCUCAGGAAACAUUCACCAGUUGCCUUCACAUUACUAUCAUUCACUCUUCAGUACCACACAAUGGAUGAAACGUCCCAGCUUCUCUUAAAUCAGCCGGUCGUGAUAGACAAUGGCUCGGGCUCCAUCAAAGCCGGUUUUGCAGGCGAAGAAAGACCAAAGAGCUAUGCUCCGUCCAUAAUCGGAAGACCCAAAUAUUCCAGGGUGAUGGCAGGAGCUUUGGAAACAGACACAUUCAUCGGAAACCAGGCACAGGAGAAUCGAGGGCUCCUCAAACUCAGCUACCCCUUGGAGCACGGGAUGGUGACGAAUUGGGACGACAUCGAGCGGUUGUGGUCCUAUGUGUUCCGCCACGAUUUAAACACCGCCACGGAAGACCACCCCGUGUUGCUCACAGAGGCCCCCUUGAAUCCGAAGCUGCAUCGCGAUCGAUGUGCACAGAUCUUCUUUGAAACGUUCAAUACCCCAGCUUUGUACGUUUCAAUCCAGGCAGUGUUGGCAUUAUACGCCUCUGGUCGCACGACUGGCGUGGUUCUCGACAGCGGGGAUGGGGUGACGCAUGUGGUGCCGGUGUAUGAGGGGUUUUCCUUACCGAGCGCAAUCAGACGGGUGGACAUCGCUGGACGAGAUGUGACAGAGCAUUUGCAGUUGUUAUUAAGGAAGAGUGGCUAUGCGUUACAAACAUCAGCCGAGAAAGAAAUCGUGCGGGCGAUCAAAGAAAAGUUCUGCUAUCUUUCCCCUGAUCCCGUCAAGUCCGAAAAGGAGUGGGAGACGUUACGGUUCAUUAACACGACUGCCUCAGAUGAUACAUCGAUGUACAGUAGCUACAAGUUACCGGAUGGACAAAUAUUGAAGAUAGGGCCGGAGCGGUUUAGAGCACCAGAGAUCCUCUUCAAGCCGGAUUUGAUUGGCUCAGAGUGUUCAUCCGUGCCUGAAAUUCUCCAAGAGUCAAUCCAGAAGGUGGAUUUGGACUUGCGCGCGGCGUUGUAUCUGUCGGUAGUGUUGAGCGGAGGCACUACGCUCACCAAGGGGUUUGGCGACCGGUUACUCGCUGAGUUGAAGAUAAUUAGCCCGAAGGGCAUGAAGAUUAAAAUCUACGCGCCACCCGAGCGAAAGUACAGCACAUGGAUUGGUGGCUCUAUCUUGGCGGGACUCUCCACGUUUAAGCGCAUGUGGGUCAGUGCUGCUGAGUACGAGGAGAACCCGGAUAUUAUCCAUGCCAAGUGUCUAUAGGGGAUAACAUAUUGGGUAUUGACGGUAUAUAGAUAUAAAAUUGAUCAACCCAGAAUUUGUGUGUUUUCUAUUAAUGCAUAGAAACUACAUGGAUUUGUAUGAAUAGUUUCCACAUGAGCAAUGAGAUUGAUACACCUAGGCAUUGGUGCUAGCAAACUUUUAAG
This is a messenger RNA of Babjeviella inositovora NRRL Y-12698, 1405 nucleotides long. It is a transcript of the gene ARP1, whose product is annotated as actin-related protein 1. NCBI's taxonomy places the organism in Eukaryota, Fungi, Ascomycota, Pichiomycetes, Serinales. The record is from RefSeq and is a predicted model, not a curated record. Bases 72 to 1241 code for a protein of 389 amino acids. The transcript has 3 exons.